UGCCUUUAUAUGGGUUGAUUGUUGAUAAGGAUGGCGUGGAAGGUAUCCGCGUGCGAUCACAGUAUUGGAAGGAAAGAAGCUCCUUCAACCAACGGCUCGACGCUCACGCCACGGAAUAUCUUCAUACAACAAAACUGCCCAAGGCUUUCACAAAAUCACCACAAUCAUGAUCCCCAGUCGCCAGAACUCAGUGAACUCGUCACUCUCGAGGUCCAGCUCAGGUAUCAUUGUACCGAACAUGAACAAGACUAUUCGACCUGGAAUGGAGCGCGCACCCACCAGCAUGGCGCUGAAUAAGCCACUCUCUCGACUACGACUUGAUGGCCAGGUCGCUAUCAUCUUUGGCGGAGGUGGAAAGAUUGGCAUUGAAACUGCAGGGCGUUUGCUUGUUGAGGGUGCGACUGUUGCCAUCGUGGACAUUGAUCAGCCAGCGCUCGAGGGAGCCAUCCCAGUACUGAGAGCAGCUCUGCCGACCGGAGUGCCCAUUGAGUCACGACUCCUUACUAUUGCUGCAGAUGCGACAAUAGAAGAGGAUGUCGAGGCUUGCGUCAAGAAGACGCUACAGAGAUUCGACCGCUUGGAUAUUGCCCUACUGAACGCCGGUGUACGAGACGAGGCAAAGAGCAUGUUCGACCAGACUGAGGAGGACUACGAUCACGUUAUGAAUGUCAAUGUCAAGUCAGCAUUCUUCUGUGUCAAGCAUGUUGCAGCAGCCAUGCGUGUGCUUGGAAAUGGUGGUUCUAUCAUCUUCAGAUCCUCCAUUGCUGGUCUCCGUGGGUUCCCUGAUCAGGCCGUGUACUCAACAUCACGCUUUGCUGUCCGUGGUCUUGCACUUUCGGCUGCCGAGGAGUUGGGCCAGUUCAACAUCCGUGUCAACACCAUCCACACCAGCAUCAUCGCAACUCCCGGUUAUAAGGAAGGUUGGACUCCAGAACACCUGGCAGAAAUCAGGGAAGAUACCAAUCUACCGCGUCUGGGUCAGCCCGACGACGUCGCCAGCGUAGUUGCUUUCUUGGCUAGCGAUGACUCGAGGUUUAUGACAGGAGGAAGCUUGAAGAUUGACGGUGGGUGUGUGAGCUACUAAGAGGUAGUGGGAUGGCGAGAAUUGUUUUCUAUCACGCAUUGAUGGAGUUCUGGGGCAUGCAUUGCAUAGGUUUCGC
Molecule: messenger RNA, 1160 nt
Organism: Boeremia exigua
Lineage: Eukaryota; Fungi; Ascomycota; Dothideomycetes; Pleosporales; Didymellaceae
Exons: 2
Coding region: 167-1084 (305 amino acids)
Source: RefSeq, a predicted model, not a curated record